Xyrichtys novacula (pearly razorfish) is the source of this 3743-nucleotide messenger RNA. The record is from the annotation of a GenBank genome assembly. Lineage: Eukaryota; Metazoa; Chordata; Actinopteri; Labriformes; Labridae.
ACAGGAAAUUAAGAGGCAAGAGCAAAGAGCAGCAUGGUAUUUACUCACCGUGCUCUGAGACGAGACUCUGCUUUUAUCUUUUGAGUCUCUAACAUGCAGUGUGGCUUUCUGCAUUUGGAGAUCAGACUAAGCAGCAGCUAAGGAACUCGGUGAGCAAACUUUCUUAUUCUACUGUACCGUUUUUGAGCUUUAAAUGUAGUUUCAGAUUUUCCAAAUGAGAUCUGACAUGUAGAAAACCGCAGCAGGUUAAGAAGUUUUUAUAGAAUCACAAUCAUUUGUUGACUUGACUUUAGAGUUUUUAUCAGUUGUAAAAAUGUAUAGCCUCGCUAUUAGUAGAGAAAACUUGAGAAUACUACCCCUGUUUCUAAAAAGUUCAGACCCUUUAAAACCACACUAAUGAAAAUAAUGCAAAGACAAAAUAUCAAUUUGCAUGUUUUCACAAGAUGGAACAAAAAGGGCACUCCAGAGAGGGUGAAUCAUCCAGAAGAGGUUUCUCACUCUUUAAGAGACUGCAAGAGCAAACAUUAAAAAGAUUUCAGAGUUAAAGGAAUAUUCCGCCGUAAAAUUAAUUUAGGGUCAAACACACCGUAAAACCAAGUUAGACACCCCCUCGAGAGAUGAAUGUUGCCGACCACUUGCUUCUCUUGUUUUACCAACUUUAGUAACGACCACAGGUUAGCAAUACACAGCGGUCUGAGGAGCCAUAAACAAACCUCAACCAAAACACCACUCUAUAGCCACAAAUAAUGCUCAGAACAGCACCUUACUUCAUCAACAGGACAUAUAGAUAUAUAUGCAUAUACAAAUAUACAUAUAUGAAGAAGUUAGGUGCUGUUCUGAGUAUUAUUUGUGGCUAUAGAGUGGCGUUUUGGUUGUGGUUUGCAUGUGGAUCCAUAGACCGCCGUGUAUUGCUAUGGUGUGGUCGUUACUAAAGUUGGCAUUACUAGAGAAGAAAGCGGUUGGCAACAUUAACCUCUAGAGGGGGUGUCUAACUCGGUGUUGCGGUGUGUUUGACCCAAAAUGAUUUUACGCCGGAAUAUCCCUUUAAGUUCCUCAGCAUUUUUUGCAAACUUAGUGAUUUUAUAUAAAAUCUGGAGAAAACUUGGAAUAACAGGGACAAGCCUGAAAGCAAAAACUGGAUGGCUGUGAUCUACAGGUCCACGGCAUUAAAAACAGAUAUGACUCUGUAGUGGGAAUCACCACAUUGGCUCAAAAAGACACAUAUGUGACUGCAGGGAUAGCUCAAAUAUGUAAGAAGGCACCUUUAAUGGAGCAACAUAUGCUUCAAGAUCCUUAUUCUGCACGUAUUACAACACGGCUCUGUAGUAGAAGAUUUGCUGAAGUAAGUUUUUAUUUUGAGGCUUGUUCUGCAGGUGUGAAAGUAAAAGUGGAAACACACUGACAGGAAACUUGUUUGUGUCGCUGCAGAGAAAGAAAACUGCAGCGUUUGUAAGAAUCAACCUACGCCGCGAUCAAACCUGUGAAGAUGAAUGUGACUGACAGCUGCAGCGUCCCGUCAGCGGAGUACCAGUACUACCUGUUCCCAGUCGUCUACAUCCUCUCUUUAGUGUUCGGUCUACCGGGAAACAUCUCCGCCUUCUUCGUAUUCGCCUUCAGGACGACUCCCCGCACGGCUUUCAGCGUCUUCAUCAGCAACCUGGCGCUGGCUGACAUCGUCAUCCUCCUCACCCUGCCGUUCAAGAUCCAUUACCACCUCAACAGGAACAACUGGGUGUUCGGGGACGUCGCUUGCCGCGUCACUGGGAUUCUUUUCUUCGCCAACAUCUACUUGAGCAUCUGCUUCAUGUCGUGCAUCUGCGUGGAUCGGUACAUGGCGACCGUUCACCCGCACACAUACCUGCGGUUGAGGAGCCCCCGCUGCUCUCUGGUUGUGAGUGUGGGGCUGUGGUGUGUAGUCGGGGUCGCUAUGUUGGUCUUCGUCCUCAUGGGUCCUCUGGAGACAAAAAAGGACGUUUCUGGGAGCCACAGCUGCUUCGAGAACUUCGCCAAACAAGAGUGGGACAAACGUUUGCGGGUGUACAGCCUGCUGAGUCUGAUCUUCGGCUCUCUGGUGCCCUCUAUCAUCAUCCUGGUGUGUUACCCGCUGGCUGCGAGGCGAAUCGCCAUGAUCAAGACCACAACGGCCCAGAAAGCGGUGAGAGUCAUCUACAUCAUCAUCGCUAUAACGCUGCUCUGCUUUCUGCCCAAUCACAUGGUGUAUCUGCUGCACUUACUGCGGCGGAUGCGUGUCAUCCAGAGCUGCUCCGCUGCCAACGCCAUCUACCACGCCAGGCGGGUCACCAUGGCGCUUGUCAUCCUCAACACGUGCCUGGACCCUGUGCUGUACUACAUCACCACCAGCCACUGCAAAUGGAAGAACUUAAAGAUAACUUUUCCCACGGGGAGAUUCAGGAGGCGCAGAGGGGUUUACACCAUCGCCACUUAAAGACGACAACGCACACAUCACGGUCACAGCGUGCACAAAAGCAAACUUUCCUAUAAAGAGGUUUAUUUUACAUCCAAACAAAGAAACGUUUCUAAUAGAAAUGAAAAAUGUCCAUGAGAAUCUGCAAAUCUGGGCUGGAGCCACUUUAAGUCCAUUAUCACGACUAAUUUCCACCUUUUUGAAGUUUACGGGUAACUUUUUGAGAUCUUCAGCCGCCACAAAUCCAGGCUUGGCAGAGUAGUUUUCACAGUUUAGGGGCUAAAGUUACACGGAGAGUCCCUCAGCAGAGUCCAGAUGGAAGCCCUUUUUUCAGCAGAGUCGAGAGGAAACUCCCCAGGUCCUCAUCCUGGAACAGACAGCAGAUAAGCUCCAUUUUUAAUUUGAACAGAAUCAGAUCAAAAUACUACGACGUCCAGAAAAAGCUAAUUUUUACCCAUACUGUAAAAUAUUUCAUGUCAUUUGAAUCUUGAUGAUUAAAGCUCACAAAAAUCAAAGGUCCAAUCCGUUUACUUCUUGAAUUUGUCUUUUUCAGAGACUUUCUAAAAUGUACAACUUGACCUGCAGAGGACUAACUCUAGCAUCCAAAAAGUUUGUUUCUAACCUGAAAUCCCCUGGAAUAAAACUGUAAACCUCUUAUUUUUGCAUUUACCAGAGUUUGUUUGACCUCUUUUUGGUUCUUUCAGAGUUCGCUCAACUAGUUUGACAUACAGAUGUAUUGUUAACAAUGACGGAGAAGAAGAAAACGACUGUAAACUGUAUCACCCUGUUUUUGUAAAUUCAGUUUGUGUGUGUAAAUUUGUGGGCUUGACUUGUGCGACAGUCUGGAUGGUAAACACGUUUGUUUAAGUUUUGGCACAAGAUGAAUAUUUGGGAAGUACAAAGAACUUUGUGUAUAAAGUUUGUACAGAUUUAUUCAGGGUUCCUACACAGUUGGAAUUUCCAUACUUUUCCGUACCUUACUUUUUAGAAUUAUUUUUGCAAAUACCUCCUUUUCUAUUUUAGAAAACAGUAUUUCAUUACUAUGGUAACAUAGUCUGUUAACAUAAAUAUUUUUCCAUACUUUAUUUUUCAUUUUCCAAACUUUUUAAGACCUGGAAACUGAUCAAAUUACUUCCAUACUUUUCCAUACUUGUGUAGGAACCUUGUCUAUAGGACGUGGUAGGAAACCUAAGUUGAUACCUUAUAGUCUUUUUGAAACGUGCUGUUUUUAGUUUGAUUAUUGUGUAUUUUUAGUUUUGUUUAUUCUUUUUUGUUGAUCAGGUCAUGUAAUAAAUAAAAAAAUCCCACAAUCCUCAAA